This is a messenger RNA of Pecten maximus, 1487 nucleotides long. Its product is annotated as erythrocyte band 7 integral membrane protein-like. NCBI's taxonomy places the organism in Eukaryota, Metazoa, Mollusca, Bivalvia, Pectinida, Pectinidae. The record is from RefSeq and is a predicted model, not a curated record. Gene Ontology annotation, cellular component: plasma membrane.
GUUGUACAGGAGUACGAAAAAGCAGUCAUCUUCAGGCUCGGUCGGGUGGUUUCCGGAGGUGCUAAAGGACCAGGGCUCUUCUGCCUGUACCCUUGUAUAGACGAGUUUAGGAAGGUGGACAUGCGCACGCUUACUUUUGACGUCCCCCCUCAGGAGAUCUUAUCGAAGGAUUCGGUGACGGUGUCGGUGGACGCCGUCAUCUACUGUUAUGUAUUUGACGCUGUGAUGUCGGUCUGUAAUGUACAGGACGCUUUCGAAUCAACAAAACUUUUAGCCGCCACGACUCUGAGGAACGUCCUCGGCACAAAGAAUAUGGCCGAGAUGUUGUCAGACCGAGACUCUAUCUCGCGACACAUGAAGCAACUUUUGGACAAUUCGACAAAACCCUGGGGCGUGACAGUAGACCGUGUUGAAAUAAAGGAUGUGAGGCUUCCACACCAGUUACAGAGAGCUAUGGCGGCGGAGGCUGAGGCGUCCCGACAAGCUAGGGCAAAGGUGAUAGCUGCAGAGGGGGAACAAAAUUCGUCCCGAGCUCUGAAGGAAGCAUCCGACAUCAUCGCGCAAUCCCCAGCCGCCAUUCAGCUCCGGUAUUUACAAACACUCAACGUCAUCGCAAGUGAAAAAAACUCCACCAUCGUUUUCCCACUUCCGGUUGAUAUUAUCAGCAGCCUCGUCGACAAGUGAAAUUACUGGCUUCAUGUCCCGGAACUGUUUUUCAUUGAACUUUAUUUGAUUUUAGUUUUCACCAUAAAAUGAGAUGUAGUUAUUUUUGGAUGAGUUUUUUUUUACAUUGUAUCACUAGGGUAUGUAUGUAGCGAUCAUUCCAGGGAUUCACACAAGGCUUUGAUGUAAAGUAGGGAGUAGAAUAUCACCUGUAGUUUUAUACAUUUAUCGAUCGUAUACAUUGUGUUUAUACCUGGGAAAGGAUCCCUAGCCACACCCACGAGUUCCUAGAUCUAAUUUUGAUCCCUAGUCCCACCCACGAUUUCCUAGACCUUGUUUUGGUUCCAGCCCCACUCACGAGUUCCUAGACCUGGUUUUGGUUCCAGCCCCACCCACGAGUUCCUAGAUCAAUUUUUAACCCUAGCCCCACUCACAAGUUCCUACAUCUAAUUUUUAACCCUAGCCCCACCCACGAGUUCCAAGAUCUAAUUAUUAACCCUAGCCCCACCCACGAGUUCCAAGAUCUAAUAAUUAACCCUAGCCCCACCCACGAGUUCAUACAUCAUUUUUUUUAUCCCUAGCCCAACCCACGAGUACCUACAUCUAAUUUUGAUUCCUAGCACCACCAUUUAACUCUUAUAUCUUAUUUUGAUCUGUGACAUCACACACGAGUUCAAACAAGGUCUAUAUUGUUUCGUCUUUUUUAAAAUUUCUUAACUCGAUCGAUUGAGCUUGAGCAAAGUCGAUGAGAGGACCCCGAGUUCGAUCCCUAGGGGAGCGCAUUACAGUCUCUGUUACAUAUCAUUAAAAUCAUAUUUAAAGAU